Molecule: messenger RNA, 784 nt
Organism: Arachis stenosperma
Lineage: Eukaryota; Viridiplantae; Streptophyta; Magnoliopsida; Fabales; Fabaceae
Exons: 5
Coding region: 1-738 (245 amino acids)
Source: RefSeq, a predicted model, not a curated record
AUGGAUGAUGGCUAUAAAGUUAGGCCUACGAAGGCAGUGUCAUGGUGGGAAGGUUGUGACAUAUUGGGAGGAAAAGAUGAGAUAGGAGGAGGGACAUGGAUGGCUUGUUCCAAAGAAGGAAAGGUUGCUUUUCUUACCAAUGUUUUGGAGCUUCAUUCUUCUCCCCAAGCCAAAUCGCGUGGUGACCUACCUCUCUUGUUUCUUAAGAGCAGCAAGAGACCCAGAGAAUUUGCAGAAAGCCUAAAAGGAGAGGCUGAUAAGUACAAUGGGUUCAAUUUAAUUGUUGCAGAUAUUGAGUCAAAAUGCAUGGUAUACAUCUCCAACAGGCCCAAAGGACAACAGAUUAGCAUUCAGGAGGUUUCUCCAGGACUGCAUGUGCUUUCCAAUGCCAAACUUGACACGCCAUGGCACAAGACUCAACGUCUUGAAGUGAGCUUCAAAGAACAACUUGCUAAGUAUGGGAAAGGUGAGAUUCCUGUGAAGGAGACGAUGAAAAAGAUAUUGAAGGACAAAGUUAAAGCUGAGGAGAGUGGUCUACCUCAUAUUUGCUCUCUUGAUUGGGAACUUAAUUUGAGCUCCAUCUUUGUUGAAAUAGAAACACCACUGGGUCUUUAUGGGACAAGAAGCAGUGCUGCAUUAGUUGUGAGAUCAGGUGGUGGUGAAGCAAGUUUUUUUGAGGAAUAUCUGGAUGAUGGUAUUUGGAAGGAGCAUGUUACCGAUUUCUCUAUGAUGGUAUGAAUUAUUAUAUGAAAUCAUUGAGCAUCUCGCCGUGAUGCUCUUGUAU